UGGAGGUGGCGCAUCAACUAUUCUGUUGCAAAAAUUAAAUCAUUCGCCAAUAUCCCGGCCACCAACAUUAACAUUGUACACCAGACAUCCUUGUCCAAUGUGCGAUGACCUCAAGUACGAACUGGAAGAAUAUUUUAAAGGACGAUACAAUUUGGUAGAAGUCGAUAUCGCCCACAAAGAAAAUUUGAGGUGGUUGCGAUUAUAUCGAUACGAAAUUCCAGUCCUGUUUCUGGAAGGCCAAUAUUUAUGCAAACACCGAUUGGAUAAGGAUCAAUUGGAAAAAAGGCUACGAGAGUUAGAGAAUUUAGAGUAAUAAAUUUAUUGAGUUUAUAAUGCUGGAUGAGAUAAGACUGAUUAAUUAAUUUUAAAUAUUAC
Messenger RNA from Ctenocephalides felis (cat flea), 375 nucleotides. RefSeq names its product glutaredoxin-like protein C5orf63 homolog. The record is from RefSeq and is a predicted model, not a curated record. Bases 98 to 313 code for a protein of 71 amino acids. NCBI's taxonomy places the organism in Eukaryota, Metazoa, Arthropoda, Insecta, Siphonaptera, Pulicidae. The transcript is spliced from 2 exons.